AUGGACCCAGUGCUAUGCAAUGUAAUUCACAUAAUCGGAGAACUUAAAUGCUCCAUAGAAGUUGGCAACAUAACCACAGUCACCACAUUUGUCCUCCUAGGACUAUCCAGCAACCCUCAGAUCCAGGCUGUGCUCUUUGUGCUCUUCCUGGGGAUUUACCUCCUGACCCUAAUGGGGAACCUGACAAUGCUGCUGGUGAUCAGAGCUGAUUCUCACCUCCACAGGCCCAUGUACUUCUCCCUGAGUCACCUCUCCUUCCUGGAUGCUUUCUAUUCCUCAGUCAUUGUGCCUAAACUGCUAGAGAACCUUCUUUCCAAGUGGAAGACUAUAUCCCCCCUUGAGUGUUUCACCCAGAUCUCCUUGGUCAUAUUUUCCGGGGCCACUGAAGCUUGCCUCCUUUCAGUCAUGGCUUAUGACUGGUUCCAGGCUGUGCACCACCCACUGUUGUAUGUGGUGGCUAUGAACAAGAAGGUAUGUACUGGCCUGGUGAAAGCAUCGUGGGCCAUCGGAAUGGGGACUGGCCUGGUUAACAGCAUCCUUCUGGCUCAGCAGCACUUCUGUGGCCCCAAUCUUGUCCGCACUUUUGCCUGCAAGCUUCCCUCAGUGCUCCUGCUGACCUGUUCUGACCCCUAUAUUAGUGUUGCUUCCAUCCUGACCACCAUGGCAGUCCUGGGCCUUGGUAUGCUUGUCUUAUUGCUGGGCUCCUACACUCGUAUCAUCAUGACAGCCCUGGGAAUCAACUCUGCCAUGGGUCAGAGCAAGAUCUUUUCCACCUGCUCUUCUCAUUUUGUGGUCACCAUCUUUUAUGGUUCAGGAGUUUUCAGGUACAUGACCCCAGCAUCUGGCUCAGCCCUGGAGCAAGUGCUCUCUGUGCAGUACAGUGUGGUGACCCCGCUGCUAAACCCCCUCAUUUACAGUCUGAAGAACCAGGAAGUGAAGGCAGCUCUCAGGAGGGUGCUGGCCAGGAAGCCCAAGCUACCUUCUAACCCAACUCCACUGCAUCCUCAUAACAGGAGAAACAGUUGUGCAACAGAAGAGGAGGCAGGAAGAGCUAUCACCAGCUAUCUCAACAUUCCUCCUUCUCCAAAAGAGAAGCAUUAG
Messenger RNA from Callorhinus ursinus (northern fur seal), 1101 nucleotides. RefSeq names its product olfactory receptor family 5 subfamily BS member 1 (gene OR5BS1). Gene Ontology annotation, molecular function: G protein-coupled receptor activity; olfactory receptor activity. The record is from RefSeq and is a predicted model, not a curated record. Lineage: Eukaryota; Metazoa; Chordata; Mammalia; Carnivora; Otariidae. Gene Ontology annotation, cellular component: membrane. Gene Ontology annotation, biological process: G protein-coupled receptor signaling pathway.